Colletes gigas is the source of this 18648-nucleotide messenger RNA. RefSeq names its product transmembrane protein KIAA1109 (gene tweek). The transcript has 48 exons. The coding region runs from base 202 to 14982 and encodes 4926 amino acids. The record is from RefSeq and is a predicted model, not a curated record. Lineage: Eukaryota; Metazoa; Arthropoda; Insecta; Hymenoptera; Colletidae. Gene Ontology annotation, biological process: synaptic vesicle endocytosis.
GAGUGGUUAUGUAUGUUGCUGUCCGUCGAUGACAGUUCUAUGACAUCUAUUAAAACUGAUAUACUAAUAAACAUAAAACCAUGAGUGACACAACAAAAAUUGAAUGUAAUUCUUAUAUAAGUAUCGAAUAAAGCAUUGAAUGACAAAAUGAACAGUAGUUUUGGAUUCCACAAUUAAUAAAAAAAAUUAAACAUCAUCAUCAUGGAGGAGAAUGAAUUGUACAAUGCUACAGUUCCAUCUUUCUCUGGAAUUGAACCAGCCUUUUGGAAUUAUUCAGAUCAUGUCAUCCUUGAUGAUCUCAAGAUGGAUAGUAGUUUUAUAUAUUUACUUUGCUCAUUAGUAUCUGCUAUUUCCUGGAUUAUUUAUAUAGCCUAUUAUAAUAGCAGAGUUAUUGGUUAUAUAUUAACAAAAUUAUUAAAUCGAUUUGUUAUUAGAGAUGGAUAUGUUAAAGUAGGGUCUUUUACUCUAAGUGCACUAAGCGGAAAAAUAAUGUUUAGAGAUAUAGUUUAUAUCACAACAGAUUAUAGUAUCAGAGUUCAGGAUGGAUGGCUUAUAUUUAGGUGGUGGAGGAGUUAUGUUCCCAAAGAUGUAUCUGAAGAUCUUUCACAUUCAGACACUCGACUUUCCGUCAUGUUAAAUGGCUUUGAAUUACACGUUUACAAUCGCUGUCAACUAUAUGCACAACUAGAAAAAGCAUUUGGCCUCACACCUCAAAUGUUUUCCGACGAAGAAGAUCAUACUGUUAAUAUAGAUGAUCGUGAUCCAGAGUCAUAUAGUAAUGCUGCUUGUGAGGCUCGUCAACAAAUAAAUGCAAUGGAUGUUUCACGUCAUGUUGAUAACAUUAGGAAAAAAGAAGCUCAUGUUAUAGCUCGAACUUGGAGAGAUUUAAUACCUGUUAUUAAAUUAGAUGUUUCUACAGGGAGACUGGUGUUCGGUAAUCGAUUAGUACCAACAACUUUGUCAAUAACCGUGGAGGAAGCACAUUUCGUAUAUUCUACAAAACCAGCAGCAUCUCGACAUGACCAUUUCAUGCAUUUCACAAAGUGUAAAGCAGAAAAUUUCAAAGUUAUUUUAGCACCUAGUCCAAAAUAUACAGGAAUGGUAGAUGAUCCACCUAGAUACAUGGGUGAAGGAUUUGUUGUUCUAAGCUCAAACAAUAUGGAGGUUUACUACUAUAUGGAUGAACCAGGAUUUGUCCCCGAGCAUCCAGAAAUGAUACAACUGGUAAAUGGUGAUAUGGUAGAAGCUAUGCCACCAAUCUGGGGUAUUGAUGUUAAAUGCGGGAAGGGCACUGACUUUAGUUACGGGCCUUGGGCCGAUAGACAAAGAGAACAUUUAUUUAAAUUCUUUUUCCCUAAUGAUUAUCAGCCACUGAAAGUUACAAAAUCACCCGUGUCUGGCGAGAAAAGACAAGUUCAAUCGUUUGACAUUAGAUUAUCAACAUUGAAUGAAGCUACAAUCGAUAUACUCUUUAGCAAGAACAGGGAAACAAACGCUGUUCAUAUUAAUGUAGGUCCUGGAUCUUAUCUGGAAAUUACCAUGCCUUGGAUAGUUUUGCAAGAUGGAUACACAACAAAGAUAACAGGUCAACUGUUGCACUUAGAAGCAACUACGAGUUUACAAUAUCGAAGUUUAGUUGAAAGCGAAACAUUAGAAUUUGGUGUUAAAUGUCACUAUCCGAUAAGAUGGAACGAUCAUCAGGAAUGGACGUUAAAUUUAACUGGAUGCAAAGCCACUGCUAAUUUAGUUUAUUCGCACAAAGAAUUUUUUCAAGAUAUGAUUAAUGAUUGGGCCAGUAAAGCCAGGCCUGAUAUUUUACAUUUUGUACCUUAUACGUGGAAGUUUAAUUUAUUAUUGAAAGAAUUUGAAUUGAUCACGUUAUGUAAUGAAUAUAAUUGGAUCGACUGUUCAUCACAGAAUCAAGAAAAUGCGCACAUUGCUUUUUGCGGGGAAUUCUUCGAAUUGUCGUUUGAUCUUCCAUUUGUGGAUUAUUUGCCUGUCACGAUACCUUUACGUUUUUGGAUUCAAGGCGAAAGCGUCGAUCUUUCCUUUUAUUUACCUGAAGUCAAUACAAGUCGUACAAUUUUGUUAGCUUUGAACAAAAAUGCUAAAAUUAUGACACGCGAUGGCUCACACAUAUAUUUAUCAGAAUUGAAUAAAACUAAGAAAUGGAGGAACGUUUGCCAGAAGGGAGCAGGCUGGGUUGACUGUUGGUCUGUACCUAUUGUGGCGUUAAGUAUUAAUUAUACAUAUCAUCCGUGUCCACCUUUAGGACCCACUCCGCAAGCAAAUAUAACAACCCCGGAGAAAGAAGAGAUUCUUUUAUCUCCAAUGAGAAUUCCUCGAUGUAGAAAGUCGCCUGGACUUCGGUGGACUAGAAACGGUAGUCAAAAGUUUGAUCCACAGUCUAUAGCUCCUGACAAAGUUAGUUUAGAUCUUGAAAUCGGCUCGUCUAUAUUGAUCGUGUACGGAUCGCUCUUGAAAAAUUUUAUACAUUUAAAAGAAAAUUUAUUUGGCGAUUAUCAAACGUUUACCGAUAUGCAACAAAGUCGAACAAAUCCGACGUCUAUAAGUACGGAAAGAAGCAAAGACAAAGACGUGCAAAACAGUAGUAUCGAGUCUGUAGAAGAUGAGGAUGCAAAAUCAAAAUCAUUCGACCCGAGAGAUUAUCGACCAUUGGAAGUAACGGUUGGAAUCACUAUGCAUGAUAUUCAGGCUCACCUAGUAAAAAAUUGCGGCGAGAAUGAUCCACCGUGUCCAGUUAUAAUUCUCGAACGAUUUGGAUUUGAAAUGAAUAAACGAUAUAAGGAAACGGAACUUCAAUUGCUUCUCUCACCUGCAAUUGCGUUAGUUACUGAUAAUGUUGUUCGGUCGAGCAAGGAGCGUCAUUUAAAUCAAGGACAUUUAAUGUUAAGUGCGUUGCAAGUAAGAGGACAUGCAAUGUUCAGUAACGAAGGAAGAAGUUUGGAUCAAGAGACUUUAGAGUACGCGUGGUUAAUCGAAGUACAAUUAGGAAAAUUGACUGGAAAGAUGAGUUCUCCUCAAUUACAUCACCUUAUCACGUCUCUAGAAACGUUCUUAUUGAUGGUGAAAAAUAAUGAAAAUAGUUUACGACCACCAGAUCUACCGCAUCAUUGCCAUCAUGGCAUUCCUCCAUUGCAAUGUCCUGAUAGUGACAUUGAUAAUCACUAUAGAUGUCCUAGUUCUGAGGAUAUAAAGUAUAGAAUGACAAGAAUAGCAAUAGAUGCAGUUGAUUUGUAUUUUCAAGAGGUAGGAACUACAGUACAUCUUUGGAUAUCUCCAAUUCGUGUUUCAACGUGUAAUCUUCAUGGUCAACAAGUGAAAUCUGGCGUAACUGGUGUACUACCCAGAAUAUUAAUACGACAAUUCGUAUCAGUCGCUGAUCAUUUUGCAAACACAAGUAACACAAACACAACUGGUAGUGGACGAUCACAUAAUAAUGCAAGCAGUCGCGAUGGAUCCGACAUUUGGUUGGAAGUAGGAUCUGUAGCUUUAGGUCCUGUUAUUUUAGAAGCUGCAAUUUCACUUCCGACCCCUGAACACAAUUUACACCUAGUACAAAAUAAAUAUUUAAAAUUGCACGACGAGGCCACUAAACGCUUAUGGUUUUUAUGGCCCCAAGAGAGUGGUAUAAAGCCGACAAAGUGUGGUUGUAUAGGUGGAUGCGCAUUCUUUGGAAAUAAUCGAAACGGGCCGAGAUUUUUUAAACCAAAUUACCAUGAUUUUCAAGACGGUAUUAAUGUCGCUGCGUAUAGAAUUAACGAGUCUGGAAAAGAGAAAGGAUUUGGUCAGUCUAUUUUACACGACGGUCAACUGGUAUUUCAUACUUCGCCUUAUAAUUUGCAAGAUGUAUCUUUGCAAGACCAUCCAGUUAAAGGAAAGUUAACCACUACUCAAGAUGGAUCGCACACUUCGAAAAAGGGUGUCGAACGUCCAAGGUCUGUGACAGAUCAUAAUAAAGAUUCCGGUAUUGAAGAGAAUAGUAGUAAAAAAUUAAUUACUGCAUCAGCAAGUCCAUUCGCAUGCAGUGGGGAAAGGAAACUGCUGGGCAGAAGAUUUUCUUAUACAUCAAUGCGUGGAAACAGUGUAAAAGAUGUCCCAUAUUCUCGAUUAGUCGAUGCGAGUCCUGUUGCGCAAUUACCACAAAAAUUAGAUUCGGAUUCGAAGCUGCAUACAGAGCGCAGUAAAUCCAUUUUAAAUGUUCCUGAAAUCGAGGCUGCUCCGAAAAGCAGCGUGUCUGAUUCUAAAUUAGCAGUGGAUUAUUUCAAUGCAUCGGAUGGUGAACCGUUUGAGUCAAACAGUCCCCAAUCGUUACCAAUUGUAUCUACAGAAACAAAUUUGUCUGACUCGAUGCAAACAAGUACAAAAACUAUCGAUGGUAUUACCAUCUCUGACUCUCGCCAUUCGUUAUACAUAAAAUCAGAGUCUGAUGAAAAAUUAAAGAAAGAGGUUCAGCGGACGAUAUCUAUGUCUUCGGAAAAUCAUUCGGAGGCUUUCUACUCUGCUGACGAAGACACGAGUCACGGAUUAAGCGGAAGUCGUACGUCGAGCUUGCGCCAAUCUAUCGUCGGAUCCGGUUCCGUAUUGGCUCGAAACGAUAGCAUGAAAAAGAAAUUCUCGUCGGACUUGUCUAUCGUAGAAAGUUCAGCGAAUGUAAACGCUCCUGUGUCUGAGAAAGCUCACACUUUAGAGAGAACAAAACCGCAAACGAUAAGCACGAAACGAAGCCCCAGAGUGAACAGAAACACGAGUUUUCAAAAUGACAUCGAUUCGAACGAGAACGGCGGAUUACGAGAUUCGUCCGACAGUCAUUCCGUUUCUUCCACGAGUUUUAUAUCCGCCGUAUCCUCGCAAGAAGAUGUCACUCUUGUUAAUUUGCACAUGCAAGUAAAUAAACCCAUUGUCGAUUCCCCACUAUUGCUGUCGAGCUACGUUAGUCAUCUAACUCAGGUACGUUGCUCGAAUUGGAGUCAAUCGUCGAUAACAGCUGGAGGUGGUGCAUUUACCACGCCGCUUUUUCAGCGUACCGAGGAUGGUAGAUUAGUUUACGUUGGCGGGCGAUACGUGCCAAAAUUUGAAACUGUCACCGAAGGUUUUACAUCGUUAAAAAUGAUCACGCGAUCCGAUGGCUCGCCUGUGGCUAGUUCGUCCAAUAAAACACCUACCCAUCCGUAUCUUUGGGACAGUGCAACUUUGAAUCAAAUGGAAGGCGAAGAAGACCAUACAGCCCAUAAUGAGGAAGAAUUAUUAACAGUACAGCAUGAAAGUGGUUCACGUACAACGAUUAUUGUAAAAUUUAAAGGAGAUGUAGAUAUUAUGCUAAGUCCUAUGGUGCUAGAAUCUUUGCAACGUUUCAUCGAUGCUAUCAUACCAACAUUGGCCACUUUACAUCCGUUAACGAUCCUGAAUCAUCUUCAUCAUGAGUGUAUCGGGAAAGUCGAGGAUGCUAAUAUUUUAAAACAGGAUCAGAGUUUGUCUUAUUGGGGUCAAGUGCAGACUAGUUCGAAACGAUCCACCGCCGAGAAAAAUAUUAAAAAUGGUCAAGGUGACGACAAACGUAAAAUUGCACUACAAACAAACGUGUACGAAGAAAGUAUUAUGACUCAGAUACAAGGCAGUAUUAUUUUACCAAAGAUGAACAUAACUUUAUUACAAGCUUCUGUCGUUGAAGAAAUCAUAUCCUUUUCCGCGCUCGAGAAUAUUCGCGAUUUAACGUGCGUGUCGCUGUUUGCUGUUUGCUUCGACGAUGUAACAGCAAGGUUUUACAUCGGAAAACAGGCUCGAGAAGUGGUGCAAACGUUUCAUAAACCAGUUGUAUUACCAAAUCAGAAAAAAGUUAACAAAAUCAGCAAGGCAUUUUUACCUGGUCAUCAAACAGCUGCAGUAGUUGCCGAUAUUGGAAGCGGCGAGACAGUAUAUAUAGAGACUUCAGAGAAACAACAAGAAGAAAUUGUAGUCACAUUAAAUAUAGGCAAAGCUCAUUCACAGUUACGUAGACUUAGAAACGAAUCUUCGAUAUUGAAAGAUGCUGUUAUAACAGCUAUUCCCGCUCAUUAUUCUAGAGUACUAUUUACAUGCACCAGAAUAACUUCUCCAUUGAAAUGCGUCGAUUAUUAUCUGCAUCAAUUUAUGGAUGAUAAAGAAAAAUGUAAACAAACUGGUCCCCCGCAAGCAACAGAAGAAUUUACUUUGGGAAGUGGGGAGGAUAGAUUGGGUUUUAUAAUGUUUGAGUGUGGAUUAGAAGGUAUCAAACUAAAGGUACUGAAGAGAUCUCAAUUUGAAACAGGAGAGAACGGGAGCGAUAAUAAAAAAGUCGAUGCUGAAUUAUUUUAUACGGAUAGUGUGAAAAGUCAAGAGGAAUUAGACAACGCUACUGCUUCUACUGCGCCUGCAGCUGAACCAGAAACAACAUCAACGAAUGUACCCAACGGAGCGCAAAUAAAUACGAGUGCCACAUGUGCUAGCCUCGCUUCGAAAGCUGGGAAUGGAAAUACUGUCUCUUGUAUUAUAGAAUUAAAAACAAUAUGGUUCAAUUUUGCAGCACCACCACGCACCCCAAUAACACGAAAAAUUGAUUAUACUCGAUUAGACUGGAAUUUACUGAGCACAGCAUCACCCGCCAUUAAUGCUUGGAUGAAUCCUAGUAAUAAGUUCGCGAUGCGAAUCGUGCACAUGUUCAGAACUAUGUACAGAAGAUCGACCGCCAUUGUUGCUUGUCUUAUGGCAGAGGCGUUGGAUGUGCAGGCCAUUCACAUGCCUGCUAAGAGUCGUUAUGGAAGAUUGACUCCAUUGGCAAAAACACUACAAGAAGAUCCAUCGUGUCAAUUAUGUACAAUUUUACAAAAUUAUGUUCUAUUAAACGAUCUAAUAAUUAUCGAAGCCAAUUUAAAAGAAUCUGAUUUACCUUUGUUGUCUACACUUCGCCAAGGUGUCAUAGUAUUGAGCAGACAAUGGAAAAAUGUCCUUUAUACACCAUUGUUGUUGGAACACAAUUAUAAAACAAAACAUGUGAAACCAUUGAAUGUUACUUUUGCUGUUUCAGAUCCAGAUGAGGAAAAUUUGCUGACAGAUGGUGAAGGUAGUGCAGGAGAGGUUGAUGAUCAGGAAGUCACAGAUGAAUGUGCUAUGUUAAUUCAUACGGACCACAUGCAUAAGCAUACACAUGUCAAGAGUGGACAAGAAAAAACUACAGGUUAUGGCACGCUACGCGAAGAAAAGACACCGCAAAUUCACAUUUCUCAUUCUCAUCAACUUGGUUCCAAUCCAAGUAUAUAUUCCGGAGGCGGGCAUGGUAGUCAACAUAGUACUGGAAGUUUGGAUCAAGUGACUUCACCCACAAGUCAUCAUUCCAAUAAACCUCUAAAUACUGGUGAAGAUUUGUACAGUUGGAUGGCUAAGCAGCAAGAAUUUAUAAAAGACAAUGAGAAAGGCAAUUUGAAAGGAAAUUGGGAUUCUAAAAUUAACACAAUGACAACAGAUGACACGGAAGACUCUGAUGUUCAUAGUGGUACUCUUCUAUAUCCAAUGAAAGAUUCCCUCAGGCUGUUAGAUGCACAUUUAAUUUUUGAGCCGCUUUUGUCUUCCUUAUCCGUUAUGCCGCAACAAAUGCUAUCCGCAAUUGGUUCAGGAAAUGUAAAUAAUGUGUCUUCCUUAGAAUCAUUAGGGUCAAAUUUGUCUCUGGUAGGAAGUAUGGAGACAAUGCGUAUUGACAUAGUGGUCAGUGAAUUUGGAAAACUAACAGACAAGAAGAAAGGAAACAAAUACCAAACGAAGAAAGGAAAUAAAUUCCAUUUGGAUAUACCACCGGAAACUCCGGCAUUUUUAUGUGAGAAAAUUGGUAUUGAUAUAGAUGUUAAGAAAAUGGCUGAUAUGACAGUAGACGAUAUGAUUCAAAAGCAAACCGUUUUGUACAUAUCUCGGGGCCAAUUGAAAAAGCAUACAAGUACAGUUGUGAAUUUUAGUCUAAAUAUACGAUACAUUAGCCAACAAGUAAAUAUGCCUCUUCUCAGAUUAUUGCAUCAGAUUAGUAAUAUGUAUCAGAACGUUAAAGAGACACAAAUGGAGCUGAAAGAACAGCAACCAGAAAGUAAACGAAACAAUAACUUAAUUGUCAAUGAUACAGCAGUAAAAAAUGGAUCAUCGUCAACAUCCGAUUUACAAGAACAGCUUCUAUUGGGUGGUAAAAAGAUGGAUGUCCCUUUACUUCGCAACAGUUUCGAACCCGAUAUAUCCAAAGUUACUUCACCUGGAAUGAACGUUCGAUCUCGACCACAAAGCUUUGCUCAAAAACUAUGCAGCACUGGGAAAAGCGUGAAAGGAUAUAUCAACUUGAGCGAGGGGGUCAUAACUCCUAAUUUCGGGGCGAGUCCUAGUGGAUCUGGCUUAGAUAAAUUUUGCGUACUUCCUGAUAAACGUAAAGACACGCCGCACAUGACGCCACGUUGUUGGAAAACAAUUUAUUAUCUAUUGGAUCUGUAUGCUACGCGACCAGAGACUAAAACUAUUACUCAUCGUUUCUCUAUACCUGCGGAUGCAUCGGAACAGUAUAAAAGUGGCAGAAAGUAUGAAUUACUAAAUGAAACAAAAGAUGCUGAUAUCGAGAAAGGAUUGAACGCUGAAAAUAGCUCGACACCGGUGCCGCUUCCACGAGAAUUAAGUAUUGUCACGGGAGAACGAACAAGAUUAAUUAUCUUCGGUGUUGCCCGAAUACAUAGAACUAGACUAUUAGCUACUCUCAGUGGAUUAAAACUAGAGGCAGAAAUAACAAGUCUUCAUGCCAGUUUAACAUGUCGUAAAAAGUCAAAACCCGCAAGCUUGGAAUGUAGCUUAACUGGACAAAUUGGUAGAACCAUGAUUGUUUUACUGGAAGGGGUAGCGCCUAGUCAACAAACGGUUGUAAGAGUAACUGUAGGGAAGUCACAGGCCUUAUAUUCUAGUAUUAGUAGACGUCAAAAAGAUAAGAAUAGCGGUUUGUUGACCGUCGGCGCUGUGAAUAUAGAUAUUCCUCAACAUCCAGUAGCUCUACAUGGUAUGAUGACCAGAGGCAGUAAACAAUUAUCAUCAACCUUACAAGAACUUAGAGUAACAAGGACAUCCUCGAGAAUGUCCAGAGGUCAACAGCAGGAUGAAGCGGAUAUAGCCGCACCUGGUAGUCCUCAUCAUUAUGCACCAGCGCCAUCGGUUGACUUAGAAAAACCACAAGUUGUAUCUAGUCUGUUAGAACCUAUUGUCAUGCAGUUUAAUAUAAUACUUCAAAGUUUGAGUAUAACAGCAGCCCUGUUACCAUCUUUACAAGCUCAAUAUAAAAUGGAUCAGGUCACUAGUUCCGGUAUAACUGGUAGCAAAGCUAAAUUUACGAUAGAUCUACCUCAUCACACGUUGAGCUUUACGACAAAGCUUCAAGUGAUUGAAGCAAAUUUACCUUCAGAAGCUAGCAUCGAACUUCCUAAAGUACAUGUAUCUGCAGAGUAUAUUCAAGAUGGCAGUAGUAAUAUGAACGAUAGUAAAUUAGCUGAUGGUGUUGUGCUAAGGCAAGGCAGUUAUCUUAGUGCUACGGCCGAUAUUGGUACCUUUGAACACUCUUUGACUACGGAUCUUCUUAACCAUUUAGUAUUUGUACAAAAGGUAUUCAUGAAGGAAGUAAACGAAGUUGUACAGAAAGUUUAUGGUGGGGAGAAACCUGUUCCUUUGUGGCUAGAGGAUGAAGAACCCAAUAAUACAACUAUUAAAAGAAUAUUAUUCUCAUUAAUUAUCCGCAUCAAGAGAAUACAAUUGACUGCAACAACUCCCACAAAUUCGGCAGUACGAUUAGAAACUGGUGCUGUUGAGCUUCAGUUAUCUAACAGAGUGCAAAAUGUGUUUGGCGCUACUCAGCCAAAUCCGUACAUGAAAUUAUUUGGAAAGGCACAAGUUGAUAUCAAUUUAAGUCUUGGUCAGUUGCUGAAGAAUGUCUUAUUUGAAGAGGCAGAACCGGAAUUCCAGCAAUUCGCUUUUUUCAAUACUAGAGUGGGAUUACGUAAUGCCUUUCGAGAAGAGAUGGCACAGGGCGAAGAUAAAGAAGUAGUUUUAAUUACACUAAAGCGUCCUCUGAUAUAUGUCCAACCAGUGGCUAUCGACAAAGCCAUUCUUGUUUGGUUAAAUUACAAAAACGCGUAUGAGUACUGGAACGAGAAAAGAGCCAAUUUGAAUAAAGAGGUUUUAACGGCUACACAGCAAGUGUUUGAAAAAGUACCGUUUGGCCAAAUAACGAGUCAGCUUAGCGCUCCUCACCUAGGAACAUUAUUUUUGCAACUAACUGUCGACGAUAUGGGUAUUUGUUUACCCCUCAAUCCUCUACCACCUACUUGGGGCAUGAACAGAGGAUUGUAUGAUGGCGAAUCACGGGAUGCUGUGGUGGUAACCUUGGAAAACACAAGUAUAUCUGCAUGUAGCAGUGGUAGCUUAGUUAGCAAAGGAAGAUUUAUGGGUUUGUGCUUAAGAUUUGCUGAAGAUUUUGAAACUUCUUUGGAUGAUUGGAAACCUGACACAACUGAUAGUAGUAUCAUGAAUUUGUGCAUAGUGUCGGAAGGUACUUAUGAAGUCUGCAGUAGAACGAUCGCGCAAAAACAGGACAAAUCCGAUAACGCUAAAUGGAUUUUAAACGUACAGUGGCAAAUGGAAGGUGUUGAUAUUCAUUUGGAUGUUAACGUGGGGCAACAAUUGUCAGCACUUGGACACACGCUGACAAUGUUAACUGGUUCUGAGGAAGAUGAUAUUCAUGUACCUGCGGACUAUGAUAGCGAUGACGCGGAUCAGCCAGAUAAUAGUACUAGCCAGGUUAAAAAAAAAGAGAGUAUACUAAUGAAGAAGUCAAAGAAUUGGACAGACAGUUUACCAGCGUUCGUUUUUGAUCCUACGCUCGACGCGAAAAAGAGAUCGAAAUUAAUUGAAAAAGAAAUGAACGAACAAGCGAAGAUCAUAAAUGAUCUACGGUCGCUAGGUGCCUCUCACGGGACUAUAGAACAAGAAAUGAAGCGUUUACACGAAUUAGAAGCUAUGGUAUUUAAAGAUUUUAGAAGAGAUAUGAUUCAGAAAUUAAGAAGGCAGUCGGUUAAAGCAUCUGGAAUAAAAGGGAAAUUGGGACUUGGUGGUAAACCAAACACGUAUCGAUCACGUUCAUUUAUUGUACCAUCACCGACGCUUGAAAAUCAGCUUGAAAGUCCCGAAGAUCUAAACAUGGAAGUCAAUUCAGCAAAUUCUGCCAGCUACGAAAGUAGUCCUAGAAGUGGUCCAAGCCGAUCUGCUUCCCUUCGUGUAAGAGGACUCAGUGGACCACGAGUUACUUUCAGUGACACACAUACAAUGGGCAGGCAAUCGUCCUUACCAAGCGCUGGAUCAGAAUUGAGUUUACCGGAAGGGGAACUAGAAUGGCCAGAGACUAUUGAAAUAGAAGGAGAACGAGUUGAAUUGAGAAAGAAGAACAGAGACAUUAGUUGUACCUCAAGUUACGACAGCAUGGAAGGGAAUGCUCCAUUGCUCGACUCGUUUGGGAAAGAACAAUCGUCGUCGACUUCGUCGCCGUAUGUAACGCCACAGAAAACUCAAGAGCCCAAUAUAGACUUCGAACUCGACGUGAAAGUUCUGAUUAACAGUGGCAAAUGUGUGCUUCACACAAAGGAUCCAGGGAAAGACGAUGAGAUUAAAAUUAUGAGUAGAAUGAAAAAAGAGCGAUCGUGCUCAGGAGGCACGUUUGAAUUUCAACCAAGCAGUCCUAGUAGUAGUAGAAAACAUUUAAGUAGUAAAGAGAAAUCGUCGACUACAAGCACGUCUCGAUUGCGAUAUUUGCAACACACGAAUGUACCCUUAGUCGAUUUAACAAUUUUUCAUAUUCCCGGUUUAGACGUGAAGGUGCACUACGAAUCUAAAACGCUUCCUGAAGAAUCUAUGUCUCCUCGCGUGUCGUCAGAAAAUAGUACGCUCAAUCCUUCAUCGACAACCUCGCUCAGGAAGUCCAGCACCAAGAAGGCUAGUCUAUUUGCUUGGAUGACGCUCCAGAGCAUACCGGAGGAAACCAUAAUUAGUCCGCAUAUUCUUGAAUUUUUGGAACAAACAUUAGAACCGAUACCAAGCAAAACGAGUUUCCACAACACUGUACAUACGAACGCGGUGUUCCCGUUGGAAAAUACGGAGAGCACAUCCUGGGCUGCUACCGCAGCAAGUAGUAGCAAUUACGUUUAUGCAAGUUUCCCUGUUGACGUGAUAGUAUAUUUUCAUAUGCAACCUUCUACAUUCAGGUUUUCUUGUUUACCGGUUUCUCGCGUGGAAUGUAUGCUUCAAUUGCCGUCCCUUGACAUAGUGUUUUCGUCCAAGCGAGCGGAAGAAGAGCUCAUAGAAUUUCGAGAGUACAAAUCCCCAGGUAUUCAGUCCUCGGGGAAAGAAGCAAGUUCAGCGAUCGGUGGAUUAUCCGUCACUGGAUGUCUCGCUGACUUUUCCGUUUAUAUCUUUCACCCAUAUGGCGGUGGGAAAAAGACAGGCUUGAAAGAAGCACAAUGGUCGCCUUUAUCGGACAGCGAAAGGAAAGAUUCUCUAAGCAUCAACGUUGAAUUUGUAAAAUUCCAUAUGUCGAGAAGUCGAAAAAUAAAUUUUCAUAGCGAGCUAUCGAAAAAGAUGUCUGAUACUAGUCGCGCGGUUAUACGAUUUUCUACAAUUGUCGAUAUCGGAUCCGCGUCGUUUAAAUAUGAUAUGCGUAGAUUAAGUGAGAUCUUGGCUUUUCCAAAAGCGUGGUACAGACGUAGCAUAAUGCGUCGUUUAUUUCUGGGGGAUUUAAGCUCAGGUACCGCAUAUUCUGAAGGCGAUUGUAGCCCUUCCCUAAAUCAAGACGAAGCAGUCAUUGGCAGUUCUCUGUUAAAGCAUUACGAUCGACACGGUACCGAUGGGCUGUCGAAAAGUGCCCCGGAACGAAGUCCAACAUUGAACAGAGAUAAAUUGAGAUUGAGUUUGGAAAGUGAUAUACCCAGACAUGCACGUUUGAAAGAUAUCGGCAGAGGAUGGAGUUUCACCUCUGAUAAACAAACGUCCUCGGAAGUUAAAUUAAGAGAAGCCGCGUGGGAAACACUGGUAUUGUUUGCCAUAAAUUUCACCCGUUUAAAUGUUCAUAUGAACAUGAGUAACGUGAUGGGCAAUGUUACGUGGAUGGCGAAAGAUUUUAGGUCCGAUGGAAGACUAUCGAUAGGUAGUACAGGGCAUAAAAAUCUGUAUAUAAGUGUCGGAUUAGGAGGCUCCAGUUUAGAUGCAAAGGGUGGUAUUGUUGGUGGUACCAUAGAAUUGAGUAAAAUCGAUACGUUCAUUCAUAUCAGAGAAGAACCUGGAAUAGAACCUGAUCACACACUGGGUUUGAGACUGUUUGCAUUGGAAUUGCGAUUAGAUUAUAUGGGUACGAGCGUGCUAAUGUCCAGAGUGUCUUCAUUGGACGUAUCGUUAAAAGAUGAAUGGAAAAUUAACCGAAGUAACAGCGGAGAUGCUUUCAUGCCAACAAGAAGGCCAGCAAUAAUCUUCAUGCAUGGAGAUUUAGGGUGGGAUCAGCUGCAAGUUAUGAUCAGUAAAUCAACGACAGCUGAUUUAUUAAAAAUGUACUAUAAGUUAGAUGAAUUUUCCAAUCAACAAUUUAAAAGUAGCAAACGAGUAUUUAGCUCUUUGCAACCGAAACAUCAAAGAGUAAAUAAUAGUAGCUUCAGAAAGAGGCAGAUGAAACACAGGUCUACCUGUGAAGGCCCGUGCAACAUAAAUCAAACCACGAUAUCAGAUGCCCGUCAUCACAGGCAUUGGCAAGGUGUAUUAGCCCAAGUAGCAGGUCUUCAAUUGGGGAGUUUAAGAUUCUCUCUGCCAUCAACGGGGACUGUACUCGGUGGAACAAUGGAGCUUCACGGAUGCAACAUUAGUUUAGCUUGUUUCCACGGGAUAAACUUUAAGAGCAAAAGUUGGGCACUGUUCUCGUUAAAGGAACCGUGUAUCAGUUUUGCCACAGAAGCUCAAGAGAUUCCAAGCGUUGAAUCACCGAAUACAUGUGACGUCCAUGUUGUGCAAACUUUGACUAUUAGUUUAGGUCAACAACAGGAACAACAUGCAAGGCAUCAUUCUAUGGCUACUGUUUGUAGAUUGAGUCGCAGUCUGUUAUUUCCACCCCAAUUUAAGUCGUUACAAGAAUGGUUUCAUUAUGCAUUUGCUAGUAGUGAAAUCGAUGCUGUAGAUCGGUUUCCAUGCGUUGAAAGGGAACGGACAGACAGUACGUCAGAUAGUGGUAACAUGACUCGUGGAAGAAGUACAUCUACGACUUCCGGAAAAUUGCAAGAACAUUCUCAUGCAAGGGAAGUUAUAUUUGCACUACCGUCUUUGCAAUUACAUUUAAAAACUGAACACCUUCAAACGGCGAAAACUCCCGAUGUCAUUGGUGAAAAGCCAUUAGUUGAAUGUAGUUUCAUAACGGAAUUCGAGGACCAUAUCUUUGUUACGGUGGAUGCAGAAGCCUUUUUCUUUUUGCACGACUUGAUUACUUCAUAUGUGAAGGAAGAAAUGGAUAUGGGUGGACAUAGUACCGAUCUUCAUGGAAGAAGAAGCGGAACUGCGUCCACGGCCAAUAGCUUCGCUGCAACAUCGAUUACCUCUGAGGACGAAAAGAAACGGAAACAAUUUGAUCCGUCAGAAAUGUUUAUAAAAGACUGGCGAUCCUACAGGUGUAAAACAUGGCACUUAGAACCCACCGUAAGAUUGCUCUCAUGGGCCGGUAAAAGCAUCGAACCAUAUGGCAUAGACUACAUCUUGCAGAAGUUAGGAUUUUCUCAUGCUCGUACAACGAUACCAAAAUGGAUUCAACGAGGUUUUAUGGAUCCUUUGGACAAACUAUUAGCCAUUCUUAUGUUAAGAAUGGUCUCAGCCGUUCGAGAAGAAUCGCCGGAAGAGCAGAAAGAGCAUAAACGGGAUAAAUAAUUAUUACAACAUAAAAGCGAUCAUUAGAGCCGUUAAAACAUUGAAUUCGGGCAGCAGAACAGACUCAAAAGUGAAAUCGUACAAUAAUCGUCCAAUAUAAUAAAGUUCUUUCAACAGGUUGGUAAGCAAGAAUAAUAAUACACGGUACUCCAAGCUUCUUCCUAAUAUUGCGUAAAGUGAAUGUUUGGUUAACACGAAUUUACCAGUGAGGGGAGAAACCAAAGUGAUCAUUGUAACAGAUUGUUCUCAGUGUAAGAAACGAAGAACUCGUAAUCGAAGAAACUAAUAUUUUCAAUGCAUACACGUUUUAGAGGAUAUUUGUAUGCAGUGUAAUUAGGAAAAAAUGCAACCUGUUAUCAAGCAAUUGUACAUUAAAUUAUAGAUAAAGGUUUAUAAUCAUCAAUAUUCCGUUCGAACGUGUUAGAUAUUGCACAGAACGCCGAGGGCACAUCAACGAGCGUUAGAAUGUAUACAUAUUAUAGCGUUCAACGACGUUUCGUUAUAUUUUCAUAAGGUAAUAUCAAGAAUUUUAGUUUAAAAGCGAAAAUUCGUUCUCACGAUCGUUCACGAUUGAAUACUAAAUAUCACCGUGAUCGAUAUGCAUUUCGUGUAUAUUUAGUUCAGUAUCGGAGAGGCCAGGUGAAGACUCGCACCUUUUCUCGUUUCAGGUGUGAGUCUGUACCUAAUCUCCAUGUUCAGUACUGAUGUAGUAUUCGAUAACGAGUUUUCAGCUUUAGAAUUUUAUAAAUUACAUUUAUGUACGUACUAUGUACAGUUCUUAGCGUUUUAAGAAGUUACGCGCCUAGAUAAGGAAAACACGAAAUAAUCGUACGCGUUAAAUACGAAAUACAUAGAAGUUUUUCGCUUCUAGCUUGAAACUUUGCAGCUUUCUUAGCGCGUACUAUUUCAAGGAGAAUCCUCUUCAUACCUACUGCUCACGCGAUUACGCUUACAUUCUCGAAGAUAUUUUUUUUGUAGUCGUUUUUCCUUUUUUUUUUUAACGUAUUUAGGUGAAUGGGUUAAAUGUUUCACGUCGAUCGACACCGGCCGCUAUAUUUUUGCUCAUCCUUAUGAAUAAUUUGCGCGAAUCCUACGAUACGGUAACUUAUUUUUUAAAACGUCGAUAUACGAUUUGAUUCUACGAUAGAAAUCGGUUUUACGAAUAUAUUAAAUUAUUGUUAUAACGUAAUGUAAUAUAUUUUUGUGUAUACAUCGCGGUUCUUUACGUGUAAUUUGUGUAAUAUACAGAGGAUUUCGUAACAGGUGUGGGAAUCUUUAAGGGAUACCUCUACAUGCCAAAAUGAGACGAAAAAAAAACGACGAAAUUGCCUUUGAAGCUUUGUAUACGAGUUAUUAAUUGCUGAAAAUACACGAGAAAACUAAGACUUCGUUUAAUUUCUUCUUCGUUGUAGAAGUAACUUUAUUAUGUAAAAUGUAAUUCGCUUGAUGAUUUAUUUAAAAUACGUUUAAUGAUGUUUAUAUAUGACGAAUAUAUGUAUAUCAGAAAAACCAAAGAACUAUAAAAAGUAGCCUUUAUUAUUCAUGGUACUAUUUUGUUAAAAUAUAUAAAACUUAAAUAUAAAGUUUCUUGAAAUCUAUAUGUAUAUGUAAGUGUAUACGCAUAUACUAACAUGCGGCUUGUUUAGACUCUUAUUGCGGCUCCCGUACACUUAUUCAAUUUAUUAAAUCUAAGUAUCGUGUAAAUUUAACGAAGUAAUACCCACAGAAAUGAAUGCAGAGCGUAAUCACUGAAUAUGAACUGAAUUUUAAACAGUUGAUGCUUUCCCCACUGCAAACUUACAAGUUUUCUACCAGCAAGUAUGUUAUAGAAAAAAGUAUCGACAUGUAUUUAUAUAAAAAGGAAAGAAAUUCAUGUAUAAAAAAACGUAUUUUCUCAAAAAAGAUAUUUUGUUGAUAAUCUCUUUUUACAUAUCUACUCAAACAUAACACUGAUCUACUAUAGUAUUUUUAAUAUACAAAAUACUGUUCCAAUAUAUCAUUCUUGUAUGUUUGAUGGUAAAAAAAAACUAUCAUACACGCUUUUGUCAUUCUUAAUUUGUCUUAUAUUCUGGCAUGUAGACUCGCUCCUUAAAAAUUUUUUACACCUGCAGUCGAACAUUUUUUGUAUAUACACAUAUAUAUACAUAUGCAUACAUAUAUAUGUAUAUACAUUACGUGUAUAUAUAUUCACGAAUUAUGCACCUAUAAAAUGAAUAAAUAAAGCUGGUACAUAUAGACGUAAAUUGUUACUUUUAGGAUAUAUGUAUAGUUUCAAUGUAUACAUAUAUUGUAUUUUAAGCGGAAUGUAAAAAUCGAUUAAAUGUGAAGUAGUGGAUACAAGAAGCAAAAUUGAUGUAUCGUUGUUCAAGCGUAUUUUUCAUUCGUCUUAGCAGUGGCGGAUCUAGACAUAUCGGGAGCCUGAUGCUAAUUACUUUUGUGCCCUUUACUUUUCUGAAGUGUUGAAGGGAAAAUAUAUUUAUCUUUCUAUUAGUUGUCUUUUCGAUGCAUUGUCGUUGUUAUAAAUUUACACUGAUCGAUGGAACAGCUUCGACCCGAAACUGUGCCACGAGUUCAGUGAAAACACUUUACAUGAUGAAGUUUGGCAGACGAUGUCGACUCAAGGGCGCAAAAUUAUAAAAUCAACUGAAUUGUAUCUAAGAAAAAUUAUAAGUAGCUUUUAUUCUGCAUAAAGAGAACACGCUUUAUAACAUUGGGCUAAUCAACCAUUAUAAGAUAUUAAAUCAGCGAGCUAUUUCUUAGGAAAUAUGUUAAAAAUAUGAAAACCGCGAACGACCGUCCUGCGACUAUCAAUUUCGAAAAUUAUAAAUACAGUACCAGAUAGAGAAAAAUAGCACGUAAACAAUUUUUCGCGUAUUUGAUAAAAAAAUUCCGCUUUUUCAUUAAACCAGGCAAAUUCGCCUGGUACCGUUAACAAUACUUUUACAAAUAUUAAGUUGUAAAUAAAAUUAGGGUGUCAUUUACAGGAACCGCUCCAUUUUUCAGAAACGUACAAACUUUUUCUUUUAUGCUUCUGAAUGGUAGUUGAAUUAGAAAGUAAACAAAUACGGUGUUCUUGGAAACCCCUUUUACGCGGGGGCCCUAAGUCGAAGCUUGUUUAGCCUCACAUUAGAUCCGCCCCUGCGUAUUUGCGCAAAACUAAAAAAACCCACCGAUACAAUACAUUUAAAGUACAAUUUCGUCGGUUCACAGUCUUCCUGCAGCAUUACUUAAUUUUAAGCGCGACGUCGCGAUAAAAUUGGUCGUUUCUCGAUAACUUGGUUGAUUAGUUGAUCUAUUUAACGAAAUACUGUGGUGGGAGUGAAUCCUUAGUGGCCUUGAGCUACCAAUUGGUCUUGCACUGGUUAAAAUAUAUAUAUUAGUGUGCUUCUAUCGUUGCAAACCGAAGCAAAGCGUUCCCCUCGCGUUGCAAAGUAGCAAUUUCGGGCUUUUUAUCGUUCGCUGCCGCUAUGGUCGCAAUAAUGUGUGUUUACAAUAAGAAAGACGAGAAGUUACUUUCAAUUUUGUAACGCCAAACAUAUAUACCAAUAUACGUGUAUUGUAUACUCAUCGCAUAGAAUUUGCAUCGUGAUAUACGUAUAACUUUAUAUGCAAGUUCCGGCAACUGUUGUAAAAUUGGGGGAAUAAUUGAUAAAUUAAAGUGUAAAA